AUGGCCAAGGAUUACAAUGGAUCUCCAAAACAUCAUGGUCCGCUUGAUGCUAAGAGAAACCGAAUCACAUGGAUUCUAGGGGUUAGUGGGCUAUGUAUCUUGUCAUAUAUAAUGGGUUCAUGGAAGAGUACUCCAACACCAACCACAGGCCAAUAUGACACAGUCGCAAAAGUGGGUUGUGAAGGAGGAUCAUCAUCUUCAGCUUCCAAAGCAUCACCAUUUUCUUCUUCAAAUCUAGACUUUGAAAGUCACCAUCAACUUGAUCUCAAUAGUUCUUCAGGAGUGCAAGAAUUCCCACCAUGUGACAUGAAAUACAGUGAAUAUACUCCGUGCCAAGAUCAAACGAGAGGGCGGAGAUACGACCGGAACAUGUUGAAGUAUAGGGAGAGGCAUUGCCCUGCAAAGGAUGAACUUAUGUAUUGUCUUAUACCUGCUCCACCAAAUUAUAAGCCUCCUUUCAGGUGGCCUCAAAGCAGAGACUAUGCUUGGUAUGAUAACAUCCCUCACAAAGAGCUUAGCAUUGAGAAGGCCAUUCAAAAUUGGAUUCAGGUGGAGGGUGACCGCUUCAGAUUCCCCGGUGGAGGCACCAUGUUUCCCCGUGGUGCCGAUGCAUACAUUGAUGAAAUUAAUGAGCUUAUUCCCCUCAAGAGUGGUCAUAUCAGAACUGCAAUCGAUACAGGCUGUGGUGUAGCAAGUUGGGGUGCUUAUCUUUUGAAACGGGACAUCAUAGCAAUGUCAUUUGCACCAAGAGACACACACGAAGCUCAGGUCCAGUUUGCAUUGGAGAGAGGAGUUCCUGCUAUGAUUGGCAUCAUGGGUUCACAGAGGCUUCCAUACCCGGCAAGGGCAUUUGACAUGGCUCAUUGUUCUCGCUGUCUCAUACCUUGGGGCAAAUAUGAUGGACUAUAUCUGAUUGAAGUGGAUAGAAUCCUGAGGCCAGGAGGUUAUUGGGUUCUUUCUGGGCCACCUAUUCGAUGGCAGAAACACUGGAAAGGAUGGGAGAGAACUCAAGAAGAUUUGAAGAAAGAGCAAGAUGAAAUAGAGCGGGUAGCAGCAAGUAUUUGUUGGAAGAAACUUAUUGAGAAGGAUGAUCUUGCAAUUUGGCAAAAGCCUAUCAAUCACAAUGAAUGUGUUAAGAGCAGAAAGGUUUUCAAAACACCACACAUAUGCCAAGGGGACAAUCCUGACAUAGCUUGGUACAAAGAAUUGGAAAAAUGCAUAACUCCAUUGCCAGAAGUUACAAGAUCAGACAAAGUGUCUGGAGGAGAGCUUGAGAAAUGGCCUAAGCGAGCGUUCACGCUUCCUCCUCGGAUUAGCAGCGGUUCCAUUCCGGGUAUCAAUGCGGAGAAAUUCAGAAGUGAUAAUGAGAUGUGGAGGGACAGGAUAGCUCGCUACCGGCGUCUUGCUCCCCUCACCCAAGGAAAAUAUAGGAAUGUGAUGGAUAUGAAUGCUUAUCUUGGUGGAUUUGCUGCAGCUAUGUCAAAGUAUCCAGUGUGGGUUAUGAAUGUGGUUCCACCAAAUUCAGACCAUGACACUCUAGGUGUAAUUUAUGAACGAGGUUUUAUUGGGACUUACCAUGAUUGGUGUGAAGCUUUCUCAACUUAUCCAAGAACAUAUGAUAUGAUCCAUGCCAGUGGCGUUUUCAGCAUAUAUCAGGAUAGGUGCAACAUUACUCUGAUACUAUUGGAGAUGGACAGAAUUCUAAGGCCAGAAGGUACUGUGAUAUUAAGGGAAGGAGUGGAGCUUCUGGUGAAGAUUAAAAGCAUUACUGAUGCAAUGAGAUGGAAAAGUAGUAUAACGGAUCAUGAAAGUGGACCUUUCAACCCAGAAAAGAUUCUUGUUGCUGAAAAGACUUACUGGACUGGGGAAGCUAAUGAGAAUCAAUCUCAAAACUAA
Messenger RNA from Arachis stenosperma, 1896 nucleotides. Its product is annotated as probable methyltransferase PMT17. The transcript has 5 exons. Bases 1 to 1896 code for a protein of 631 amino acids. Gene Ontology annotation, molecular function: methyltransferase activity. Gene Ontology annotation, cellular component: cytoplasm; endosome; trans-Golgi network. The record is from RefSeq and is a predicted model, not a curated record. NCBI's taxonomy places the organism in Eukaryota, Viridiplantae, Streptophyta, Magnoliopsida, Fabales, Fabaceae.